CAAGUGAGGCUUGGCCAUUUUGCUGCAAAUCCUGGGAAAUCUUGCAAGCAUAUUCUUGAAUCAAAUGACUCUAAAGGAGAUGGGGAAUACUGGAUCGAUCCCGAGGGCAAAGGAAACCCUUUGAAGGUCUACUGUGAUAUGAAAACUGACGGAGGUAAGUGAAUGGUACCAAGAAAUGAUACCACACAAAAAUAUGCGUCGCAACCUGUUAUGUCCUAAUCCUCAAAACGAAUCGAGAUAUGAACACUAUUUACAUCUAAAAAAUCCAUAAGAUUUUGCAUUUCUACCUAGAAUACUUUAGAAUUGAUGUGAGAUAUAUCGUCGUUAUUUAACUUUGUUAGGAGGCUGGCUUCUUACAUCCAUCUUUGAGGUAGAUAGCUCGACCGCUCUUCCCGCUUGGACCGGCGAGCCAUCGUACCGCGGGAUCAGCCAAUUCACUAAUCACAAAAUGGGUAUCACAUUAAGUGCCAUGAGAGAGCUCAGAAGACACUUGUCUUUCACCCAGAUGAGAUUCCACUGCAGCAAACAACAGGGACGUACGUUCCACGUGACCACUGCCGCUAACAACUCUGGUGAAGCUGUAGUCCAGUAUUUCAGCGGUCAGACGAAUACCCUGCCAGACUCGUGUCUCUCUUUUGUUAGAAUGAAAGAUGACAACUCUUAUCUUUCCAGGUAUUGUGCCAGAUGGGGAAACAACGGACGUUCGCAAUUCGUAGGGAAGUGGGGGCAUAAAAAUAAAGCAGGCGAAACACGUUUGUACGAUCACACUGCAUUUGUUGCUAAUCAGUAUCACUGGAUGACAACCUCUGGAAAACGCUUGUGCGACGACAAGAACGGUGAUACCUUUAUAACUUUGUCAAAGGGAGAUUUUUGGAAGAUUUUUGUUCGUUAA
Pocillopora meandrina is the source of this 892-nucleotide messenger RNA. The record is from the annotation of a GenBank genome assembly. NCBI's taxonomy places the organism in Eukaryota, Metazoa, Cnidaria, Anthozoa, Scleractinia, Pocilloporidae.